Messenger RNA from Erpetoichthys calabaricus (reedfish), 1093 nucleotides. Its product is annotated as KIAA1143 ortholog. Lineage: Eukaryota; Metazoa; Chordata; Cladistia; Polypteriformes; Polypteridae. The transcript is spliced from 3 exons. The coding region runs from base 81 to 560 and encodes 159 amino acids. The record is from RefSeq and is a predicted model, not a curated record.
ACUGGGAGCGCGCCACUCGAGCGUCUCGGGAUCGGCUUAGCGACACGGUCGGUGUUCUUCGGCCCUUUUAUUUUAUCCAAAUGAGUCAGAAGAAGAAUCAGGUUUCGUGGGUGAAGCCCGCCGAGCCGUCCUUUUUACGGAAGUUUAAAAAUGAUGUCGGCUACAAAGAAGGUCCAACGGUAGAGACAAAGAAGCAGACGAUUUCUGUCCCAGCUGAUGACAGUGGAGACAGUGACCGUGAAGAUGAACAGCCUCAGGUGGUGGUUCUGAAAAAGGGAGAUCUGAGUGCCGAGGAGGUGAUGGCCAUUAAGCAGGAAAUCAAAAAAGGCUCAGACCAAGAGGACCCAAUUCCUGCAGGAGGUAAGAUUAUGUUCAAGAAGCCAGAAAAGCGCUCCUCGGACACCAAGUUUCAAGGCAUUUCUGCGAGCUCCGUUAAGAAGAAGAAAGAGGAGAAGGAGAGCAGUCACCCCAGAAAGGAAAGCAGUCAGAAGAGCGUCAAGAACAGCAGCCUGCUGUCAUUUGGGAACGACGAGGAGGAGGAGGAGGAAGACAACGACUAAGUUUUAAAUGAAUGGACCUGGGAAUGCUUUGAUAUGUGCACCUUUCAGAUUUGUGUCUUUCUCAGAUAUGGACCCUCUCCUCCUCCUCCCCCCCUUUGGUAUUUUGUGCUGGGCACAGACAAUGAAGUGUAACGGGCAGGCUGGUGGUCUUUGUGAGCCCCUUGUAGUAGGAGUAGGUUUGCUACUGCAGUGAUGGCCUCUCGGUGGUUCAUACCUAUGGCAGCCUUCUCUUUUUUGCUGUUUUCCUUUGCUCCCCAUUAUCAUGGCACAGCACCUGGGUACUGUCAGCUGGCAUAUUUAGGAGAAUGAUUGGCUAAAGCAGGGUUAUAACUUUAAAAAAACAACAAGCCAUCCAGCCCAACACACCAUAGCAAGUCCUGUUUAGUUCAUGUUUCUGAAAUAGUAAGCUCAGCUCUGAAAGCUUUCACCACACUCGGCCUUUGGCACAGCACAUGAUCCUAGUGAAGAACACAGUCAGCAAAGCAGAUGGCUCCGUGCUAACAUCUCCGGCAGUACGACUCCACGAGCUGCUU